Phyllopteryx taeniolatus (common seadragon) is the source of this 12385-nucleotide messenger RNA. It is a transcript of the gene pcnt, whose product is annotated as pericentrin. Gene Ontology annotation, molecular function: molecular adaptor activity. The transcript is spliced from 61 exons. Bases 256 to 12054 code for a protein of 3932 amino acids. The record is from RefSeq and is a predicted model, not a curated record. NCBI's taxonomy places the organism in Eukaryota, Metazoa, Chordata, Actinopteri, Syngnathiformes, Syngnathidae. Gene Ontology annotation, biological process: signal transduction.
CAUAUUGAAUAGGCUGUGUUUGACAGUUGUGUGUCUCAAGGAAGCUUGAAGAUUUUUACAUGCUAACUUAUGUUCGGAAGGAAUAUAAGUUUUGCUUUCAAGUCCACUCGUGACUUGCUUAUGCUGCAUUUUAAUGUUUUCCUCUCAACCAGGAGAUGGACGAAGAUGAACGCCAGAGGAAACUAGAGGCUGGGAGAGCUAAGGUGCAUAUUUCAGAUUUCAUCCCUGAUAAUCUCACUGCAGAAGUCAUCUAACAUGCCACGGAAGCAGUCGCUUGCUAGCUUCCGACAGAAGCGGGCGAAGAGCAACGGUGCGGGGGCGGAGAAAAAGGCGGCGAAGAGGUCGGGCCCUGCUGUCGCGCAGGAUGACGGUUCGACGCAAGACUGCCACAUAGAGCCGCCGCUGGUCAAUCACAAAGAGCUGGAUGGGAACUUCAUGCAAGAGGAUGCAUUGACCCCCAACAAGGUGGAGGUUCAAAGAGAAAAGGAUGAGCUCCUUAGCACGGAGUCGAACAUUUCCCCCGUCGGUGAACUGGGGGAGGAGGAGCUGCUUGCGCUCACCAGUCAAGAACAGCUGCAGCAGUUAGAGCAGGCCGUGAUGAAGAGUAAUGACAUCAUCGCCAAGCUCAGCUUCAACCUGCAGGAGGCCCGGGCUAGUCGGGACGAGGAAGUGCAGUCCCUCACCUGCCAGAUCCAGGCCCUACAGAAACAGCUCCAACAGCUGCAGACGAGUGUGGGCUUUCAACGCCUAAAAAAACACCCUGGAGCAGAAUUCCCCGAUGUAGCUAAGCAGCAGCGGCGACACGACUCCCAAAAUGAGGACCUCAGCAUGGAAGACGUAUCAACGGCGCAGUCGGGGAGCGUGGGCCUCGAUUCCCAAACCAGCGCUGAGGGCUCCAGCACCGACAGCGAGACUGAGACAGACCCCGUCCUGUCUGAGCUGAAGGCUAAGCUACGAAAGGAGAAGGACAACUACCUUCGCCUGUGUUCUGAGCUGGAAAAGGAGAAAGAGAAUCACCAACAUGUGCUUUCGUUACUGGAGGAUGAAAGAAAGGACCUGCUGAUCCAGCUGAGCCAAGUCCGGAGUCACUGCCUUGAGGAGAAGGAGGUACUCAACAGAGAGCUGCUGGAGCUGAGGAAGAGGCUUCAGGAGGAGGAAGAGUCACAGAGGAGAUUGUACGAGGAGGAAGCUGUGUUCGCCCGCCGUCUCGAGGAUGAGCGAUUAAGUCAGGAGGAGGCGGUGAGGAAGUUGAAAGAGGAGCACAGAGAAGAGCUGGAGAGAGUCAACCGGCUGUUGGAGGAGACUGCGAAAGAAGUCACGGGACUGAAAGCCUCCAAGAACCUCCAGAACCAAGCCAAAGCUGGUUUCAGUUUUGCUGAGCUCACCAGCCCCGACGAAAGCAAUGAUGAAAUUGGAUCGGUCCAGGACAACAUGAAUGUCAUGGUAUCUGGGGACAUUCUAAUGGAGCGCUACUUUGCACAAUGUUCAAUGAACUAUGUCGGACCUUGCAGUGAGCUGGACAUCUCUUCAGACCAAAGCUUUGAGCUUAACAGCGACGUUUUCCACGACCAACCUCUGCUGUCCAUCUCCAACUGUCCCCCCAAAGAGGACUCGGACGUCCACGAGGGCUCCUCCGUGGCUGACAGCUCAAACACCCCGUUGCUCAACAACUCACUUUUUGAACCCGUGAGCGGCGUUUCCGAUCAGCUUUUCAGAGAGACGGACCUCGCCAAAGAGCUGCUGAAUCAGCAGUGCGGGGAGCUGCGUCAGGAGCUGUCUAUGAAGGACCACGACUUGAAUGUGUUGCGAGAGGAAGUUUGCAAGACAGCCGAAGAGCUGGAGGAGGCUAGGAGCAGGUGGGCUCAAGUUACAGAGGAGCUCAUGGAAGCCCUCAGGCAGCUCGAGAAGGAGAGGAGGAUAUACGCUGAGGAGGAGAUGAACGUGAAAAGUCUCGAGCAAGACGGCCUUAAGAACAAACUAGCUGCCUUAUUGGAGAGAAAGGCACUGGAAAUCUCAGCUGAAACUUCCCCGCUGGUCCCUUCAAUAGAGGAGGAUAAACUGUCCGAGCAGCUUAACGAGAAGAGCGAGACGCCUUUCCCGUCACGUCAAGACCAGCAGGAGAUGCUGGAAGUGUCUCUACAGGAGAUUAAACAGACUGUGAAUGGUACUUUACAUGAUGACAACCAUCUGGAAACACUGCAGGCCAGUGAUAAUGAAGUCAUAUUGGAGCUAGAAGAGACUAAAAGGAGGAAUCAAACCACAUCUACCCUGCUGGACGAAAGGACUGCGGUGAUGGACCGAAUGGGGGAGGAGCUCCAAAGCACACGUGCCCAGCUACUAGGCAUCCAAACAGAGUUAGAAAGCCUACAGGUAGAACUGGAGAAAAAGCAAAGCAGUUUGGAAAGUGCUGAGAAACUAAGGAGGGAACUGGAAGCUGAGAUUGUCAACCUCAAGGAGGCCCAAACUCUGGCAGCGCAGGAGAAAGGUGAACAGAUGAAGAAGAUGGAAGAGGUGCUCAAGGAGGAACUUGAACAGUUUAAGAACUUGCUACAAGCCAAGGAUGCAGAGUUGGCUGAAGAGCGAGAGAAAUGGGAGGAUGAGAGACGGGAGAAGGACAGAGAAGUUCAAGAUGUGAGGGAAAUCCUCGAGGAGCUCAGGAUGGAGCGGGAUGAGGAGGUGAAGGCACUGAUGGAGAGGCAGGUCUUGGCUGUGGAGGAGGCUACGGAGAGACUCCAGGCAUCUCACCAGCAAGAGAUGGCAGAGCUCCUGGAUCAACAUCAACGAGAGAUUUCAGAAUUGAACAGCCGCAUGGAAACUGAGGUGCUGGUGCGGAUAGCAGCCAUAGAGCAGGAACAGAAGCGACAGAUCAGCCUCAUCAAACAGGUGACGGAACGAGAGCAUGAGCGGAUGGUGUCGGAGCUGAAGGAAAAACAUGAUGAGGAGCUUAGUAGGCUGAAGACGGAGGUCACCAUGGAGGUAACGGAGUGUUUGGAGGCUGCUCACCAGGUUGAAAUGGAACAGGCACAGGCCCAGAAGAACAGUGAGCUCGAAGCCUUGCGCCUGAGCCUGAUAUACCUCCACACGUCCCAGCUUGAGGUAUCCCAGGACUCCACUCUCGUAGAGGGUCAGGCCUCCCUGCAGGACCAGCACCAGUUGGAACUGGACCACAUCAGAGAGCAGAAUGAGGCGCAGCUCGACCGACUGCGUAGGUUGCAUCAACGUGACAUGGACGAGUUGAAGCAGAAGUUUGCCGAUGAGAAAGGUUCCAUGGAGGAGAAGCAGACCAAAGAGAUACACGUUCUAAGAUCUGAGUGGGCAGCUCAAGCUGAAACUACCCAGUCGAUGUUCCAGGGCAGCCUUGCCAGCACCCGUACAGAGCUCGCCGAAACACAGGCGUCCCUCGCCCAGACCAGCCAAGCUUUAAUCGAAGCCAAGGAAUCUUUGUCCCAGGCUCAGACGGAGCUGCGGGAGUCAAAAGCACACCUGGAGAGCUUCGAGAUCUCCAGUCAGGAGCAGAAGCAGAAACUGGAGGAGGAAUUGAAGGAAUCCUGGGCUGACAGGAAUGCUGCGGGCUGUUCUCAGGAGGAGUUGGUGUCUAGCCACAAGGCAUUGCUUCAGGAGAGGGAGCAGCAAGUGCGCCAACUAGAGGAGAGGCAUCGGCAGCUGCAGGAAGAGCAGCUUUCGCGUCUGCAGGAGGAGAAAGAUCUGCUGAAGAAGAGCUCACAGCAGGAAGUAGGCCAGUUGUGGACUCAGCUAGAGAGUAUGAGAGCCAGUCGUCAAGAGCUAGGAGAGCUGAAGGAGCAGCUGUUGGCUCGCUCGUCCCGUGUUGACGUCAUUGAUCGCCUCAAAGCUGAAUUUAACGAACAAAAGCGUGAAAUCAAAGAGCAGAAUGAAGCGGAGCUGGAAAGCCUGAGGAGGUACUUUGAGCAGCGGUUGCACAUGUCUGAGGAGAGCUCCAGAGAGCAAAUUGCUCUGCUCCAGCUGAAACUAGUGGAAAGUGCUUUGGAGGAGUCUGUGCUUAAAACCACAGAUCACAGUUUCGUGUCUCAAGAUCCGGCUGAAGAAACGGAUGACGUGCAAUGUGACACCAGCCUUAAAGUGGACAAACAAAAGGAAGUGUUUUAUACCCAAAUGGAGGACAAACACAAAAUGGAGCUCAGUGACCUACAAUCAUCCUUUAAGGAAGAACUGCAUCAGGUGCGUUCACAUCUCGCGGACCAUUACUACAAUGAGCUGCAGGAGAUGAAGACUCGCCAUUCCCUGGAGCUAGAGCAACUCCGAGCCAAAAUUUCUGACCGUCACUUACAAGAGAUCACUCGUGUGCACAUGGAGGCAGCAAGACAAGUCGAGGUCGAGGUUGAACUGCGGUUAUGGUGUUGCACCGCGGAGCGACACGCCAGCUUGACCCUCAUUCACACCUUGGAGAACACGCUGGCAGACAUGAACAAACUCAAUGCAGAGCUGCAUGACACCACCCAAAAGCUGAAAAGGGAGUUUGACGAGGAGCGUGUCAGUCUCAAGGAAGCGCUGGUGCAACAAGGCGAGGAAGAAAUGAGGAGGAUGAGAGAGGAGCACAAAGCUGAACUGGCUGCCAUCAAGACUGAGAUGGAAAAGGAGAAGGCACGCUUGCAAAAUGCUCUCUCAGAGGAGAAGGAAAAGUCCCUGAAGAACGAAUGCCCUCAGACUCUUCAAGCAAGGUACGAUGUGGAGCUACAACAUGAGAAGAGCAGCAUGGCAAAGGAAAUGAAAGAGCUCACGGUUCUACUCCAACAGCAGGCUGAGGAGCGACUGAAACAAGCCCAAGACCGAUUCGAGGAAGAAAAGUCUCUGUUGGAGCGGUGUUUGUCCCAGAGGAAUGAAAUCUCUCUUGCGGAGCUACAGCACAAACAUCGCACUGAGCUGGAACAGGAGCGAGCGGCCCUCGUGGACAAACACUCCAAAGAGAUGGACUCGCGCAACACCGAACACAAAGCGCAACUGGACGCUCUCUGCACCAGGCACGGGGACCAGCUCGCGGCUGUGACUGCCCAACUGCAGUCGGAGUACAAUGCUCAGCUUUUUGCCUUGGAAGUGACCCUCAAUUCCAAGCGCAAGGAGGACCUGCAAGCCCUGCAGGAUUUGUUUCAAGAAACUAGUCAGGCCCAGCUGGAGGCUCGAGAAGCGGAGCUGGCUCGGAAACACCAGGAAGAGAUGGAUGAAAUCGAAAAGCGGAUGCUGAGUAAUAUGGACACCUUGGAAGCCACGUACCUGACGGAAGUACAUGCACUGCGUGAUGAAAUAGUCCAACUGGAACAGAGGCACCAUCAAGACCUCACCGGUCAAAAGGCGGCCCAUCAGCAUGUGGUGGAGCGUUACGUUGCGGAGAAAGAGGCUCUCAGGGAGGAGCUGCGAAAGGAGCUCGCUCAGAUACACAUGGACAAGUUCAGAGCCAUGGCAGCCGAGCUCAGCCUCCUUCAUCAGACUGAACUGUCUGCUCAAAAAGAGUCACUGGAUGCUGAUCACUGCAAAGCUCUGGGUACCCUGAAGGCACAGGUUCUAGAACUGGAGCAGCAACACAGCACUGCUCUUCAAGAGCUCACACAGGCUUAUACAACUGAGAAAGAACAACUCCACCGACAGCACCAACUCCAGCUACAGGAGCUUAAAGGAGUAUCCGCACGGGAACUGAAGGAAUGUCGUCAACCGCUUGAAGAGUUGUCGUCGAUUCAACGCCAGCGCUUCCUGGAGGAAGCGGAGCUCCUUAAAGUCCAAUCCGGGAAGAAGUUGCAAGACCAGAUUUAUCACAUGAAGGCUGAGAAGCAGGCGGAGCUUGAGGACCUGCGCCGGGCCUUGGUGUCAGAACAGGAAGAGAAGGAGCGCAACUACAUCGGCAAAAUGAGCCAGCUCACUGUUCAAGUGCAGCAGCUAGACGCUGUUGUAGCCCAGUUGCGAGCAGAGGUUGGCUGCCUACAGGCAGAGUUGGAGGGCAAGUGCGCUGAGAUGGAGACCCUGGACACCCUCCUCCAAAGACGGGAGCGUGAGAGUCAGGAGGGAGGCAACCAUCUCAAAAUGCUCACCGAUGACUUGCAGACUGCCAAAGAGGAGAGACGUAAACUGCAUCAGGCCAACAACAAGCUGAAAAAGGUGCUGAUUGAGAUGCUUCGCAGCGCCGUUGCUACUGAAGAGCUCAUUGGCCAAAAGAUUAACACCAGAAGCAACACAUCUGAGGAAGCUGUCCAUCAGACGAACUCAUUGGAGAAUAAAGAUGCACAAGAAUCAGGCAUUUCGGUUGCAGAUAUGACUCUACCUGAGGACUUGGAGCUGACCCACCAGCUCUGCGAGAGUCUGCUGGUUUCUGACAUGCACAUUAAUCCCGGAGGAGAGGAAGCAGCCAUGAAUGCCUGCAGCCGACUGCACCACACAGUUGAUAAGCUCCUCGAGCUGCUUAACCAGGCCAACGCACAGCUGGAGAAGACUCAUAACGUACACUUGUCUCUAGAGGAGAGGUACUCUCAAGGCCAAGAGGAUUCUGCCCAACUCCUCAAGCAGCACAAUCUCUUGUUGGUGCAGAUUGACCAGGAGGUCAAGUUGAAGAGUGAGCUGGAGCUGGAACUCCACAAGGCUGAGGGUCUCGUGGAGGGUUACGUGGCCGACAAGGCAGCACUGGAGGAGGCCUUCCUUCAGAAGGAGGCGCAGGAGGAGCGCUUAGUGGAGGAGCUGGAGGACCUCCGGAGGAAGGCGCAGCGGACGGAGGGCUUCUGCGCUGAGCUGGAAAACCUUCAAGCCAAACACCAGGAGCUGAGCGAGGAGCACGCCGCGCUCCUGCGGCAGAAGGAGUACCUCUCCGCCGGCCUCGGGGAGAGGGAGAAAGAUAUCUGCAUUCCUCCAUCCACCGACCCCAAAGGUCUGCUGGCAGAGACGGAGCGCUUGACCCAGGACCGGAUGGACUUGCAGCGGCAGGCCGAGAAGGACCACAGCUUUCUGUCGCAGCGCCUCCGGGCCCUGGAGAGGGAGCAGGAGGAGCAGGAGACCAAGAGCCAGGAGAAGGAGCUGCACCACAAGAACCAUGCAGAUGACCUCAGCCAGCGGGUGCAAGCGCUGGAGAAACAGCUCAAGCACAAUCGGCAGUUCAUAGAGGAACAAACUGUCGAGCGUGAGCACGAGCGAGAUGAGUUCCAGCAGGAGAUCGGACGGCUGGAAAGUCAGCUCAGGCAGAUGGCUGGUGGUGAUGUCAAAGGGCACAAGUUUGAGGACUUGGUUCUGCAGGUGGAGAGUCUGCAAGCCAACAUCAAAGGCAAGCUGGAGGACAAUGCCUCCUUGGUGGCGGCCAACCAACAGGCGCAGCGAGAGCUCGCUGAGCACGACGAAGAGAUCGACAAGAUGGCUGUGAGAAUCCGUGAGCUGGAGCAAGCAUUGCUUAGUAACGCUGAGCGUAAUAGACAACUGGAACAAGAACUUCACCGGGCCAAGUUCAGGGAGGAUGAGCUCACGCAAGAUAAGCAGGCCCUGGAACAGCAGCACUUGUCUAACAGGCUUCAGAUAUCGGCGCUGCAGUCCAGACUGGAUGAGACGAGACACUGUUAUCACGACAACAUGCGGGAACCCACUCAGGAGCUCAGGGAUGCUCUGGACGCAGCACAGCAAAGCCUACAACACAAAGAACAAGAGGCGGAAGUUCUUUUGGGCCAACUGGACAAUGUGCAGAGGGACUUGAGCAUUAAGGAAGCGGAGCUGAAACACCUCACACUCCAGCUGGAACGACUCACCUGUGAGAACGCAGCACUUGUCGAGCAGAUUGACACCCUCAAGGAGCAAGUGUCCUCCCUCAACAUUCUGGCGGAGGAAAAAGAGGCACAAAGAAAGGUGGAAGACCCGGAGGAGGAGAGCCUCUCCUCUGCCUUACUGCAGGAGAAGAACCAGGAGAUUGACUACCUCAACACUGAGAUCCAAAGACUGGAACAGGAGCUGGGAAAUAUCAACAAUGAGGAUCUGCAGGCCGAGCUUCACGACCUGAGCUCGCAAGUGGAGCAUCUUCAGUCCGAAAUUGCCAGGUUGCGCCAGGACAGGGAAGAAGAGGAGGAGCGCCUCCACGAGGUCAUCAGCACGCUGCAGGCUGAGCUCUCCAAGCUCGGGCCCAACGUGUACGAGGUGAGCGACUCACAGGACGGCGACAGCAUCAAUCCCUCGCCAUCUCCCAGCCCUGAGCCUCGAGGCGGGCCCAGCAGCCUGAAGCACGAGCUCAGCCUGACUCACUCGACCUCCUCUCGGCCCCUCCGCUCGCGCCUCAAGGCCCUCCAGAGUCAGCUGGAGACGGCGGUGGCGGAGAAGGAGGGUUUGGAGCGUUUGCUGCUCACCCAGGAGGAGGAGUACAGAGGACACGGCGAAGAGUUUGGCCGACGGCUGAAAGUGGAGAGGGAGAAAGCGGACAAGCUCCAAGGCCUCCUCACUCUCAAGGAAGCCGAGCUGGUGGGCAUCGAGGAAGAGAGGAGCGGUUUCAGACUACGAGCACAGCAGGUUGAGGCCAUGCAAAAAGAAAAAGAGCAUCUCAGCUCUCUGGUUACUCAACUUCAACAGAAGGAACAAAACUUAUUGAGAGAAGUUGAAGGUUUAAAAACCAAAGAACAGGAAAUGAAGACUUACAGCAUGACUCUGGAAGCACAAGUCCAGAGGCUACAAGGUAAAGUGGCGGACAGAGAAGAGGCCGUCGCUCAGGAGCAGGCGAGGGUGGAUGCGCUCGAGACUGUCAAGGUGGAGCUGUCGGACGAACGGGAGGCACUCAGGCGGCGGGAGGGGCAACUCCAGGAAGAAAUUGAAAGGGUCAGACAAGAAGCCGCUGCACUGAGGACCCGUGUUGAUGAGCUCACUGCUCAGCUCUUGGAAAAGCAGUGUAGUCAAGAUGAUGCUCAGAAGGAAGUGCUGACACAUGCUGAGGAGACUCUGGCGAAAGCCGAUGCCGCCUUAAGGCUGAGGGAGACGGAGCUGGCCAGACUGGGGGCAGACCAUCAAGCCCUUAGGGGAGAGUUGACCACUGUGAAACAAGAUUUACACAGCAGCACUCAAAGAGCUGAAAAACUAUGUGAAGAAGGACGGAGCAAAGACCGUGCCCUGGAGGACCUGGGGAACGACAACCACUGGCUGAAAGUGGAGCUUGUACGCCUGCGGGAGGAGACUCUUUCCUACCAGCAACAAGAGCUGCAGCAAGUUAGACCGCACAGUCGGCAACUGGACACGAUUGGUCACCACAAGGCAGGCUCGCACAGGGAUGUUUCUCAGAGGGCCUUUGAGGACGUGGUGAGCAUCUACAGUGACAACACCUCUCUGAGCUCCCCGGAGGUAUUGCGGCACCUGGAGUGCUCUGAAGUGCUCCUCCAAGAACAGUUCCACGCGUCGACUCUGGGCUCUCGUCUGUCUGAGUUGAGCGCACUAGAGCUGGACCACCCUCGAGUCAUCAAGUCCCCCGGGGUGGCAAUGGACCCUCCACUCUCCAGGACCAUAACUCCAGACCUGACCACACAGAGCAGCCACUCCCCUCGGUCUCUCUCCGUCUCGGACAACUUCUCCGUUGUGGACUCAGUCAGUGCAGAUAAAGUGUAUGAUAUGGAAGGACUUGACGUAACAGCACCCCCAUCACCACUCGGCUCCACCUCUUCCUUAUCGGCACCAGAAUGGGCCAGUGACGGCUACGGCAGCAAUGUGAGUUCAGAGCUGGGCGCGAGGCUGCGAGUGGAGCUGGACCAGACUGAGAGGCUGGACUCUCAGUUUGUCGAGUAUCUCCGCUGCCGGGGCAUGAACCCCACCGCUAACACGGACAGCGCUGCAGGCAGCAUGAGCUACAGCGAUGACCUCUUGUCUCCAGAGCUUCAGGCCCUGUUGAGGAAAGUGUACCAAGAAAGCUGCAGAAUAUUGACCUUGUCUCAGCGUCACGCCCCAGCGUCCUUCCAUCCGAUGCAUGUGGCGGAAUUAAACUCACUCUCACAGCUCCAGGAGGAAGAGGGUCCCACUUUACAGAACGAGGGGGACAAGCCAUCCUCCAACCCGCCCAUGGGCUGGCAGCAGGAGAAAAGAGCCCUGCAGAAGACAGUGAUUGCGCUGCGUGAGCUGCUCUGUCAAAUGGCGCAGAGACGUACGCAUACUGACUCCAGAGGUGAUGCUGACAGAGAGCUGCUACAGGUGGAAUCUCAAACAAGCGCAGAGCUGGAGGAGAGCCAGAAGCAGCUGAAAUGUGCGCAUGAGUCUCAGCAAGAGCAAAAGAACAAAAUACAGGCACUCAGGGUGACUAUGGAAGAGUGCGAGGAAGCUUUGGCGAAGGAACGGUCGCUGGUCCAGGAGCUUCAACAACAGCUGGAAGAAGAACGAGCUCUCAAUAUGCGGCAAGAAAGAGAGGUGGAGCAAAGACUAGAGGUUAUGCGAGCGACGUCCGAGCAGCGGAGGUCCGAGAUACUGGCCCUCCAGGGUCUUGUGGAGCAGAAGACUGUGAUGUGCAGCAACCUGAGACGUGAGCUCCAGAUCGAGCAGUCCCGCAGUGUUCUGCUGGAGAAGCGUUUGGACGACUCGCAGAAGAAGCUCGAAGACGAGCGCCAGCACUCUGCCGACCAACGCGAGGAGAACACCCGUCUUGAACACCUCUUGACCCAGUCAGAAUCCCGUCUGUCUGAAAUCCGUUCCAAGCUAGCGGACGCCCAACGGACGUUGGACGAAGAGAGAGACCGCAGCGCCAAGCAACUGGACGACAUUAACCGCAGACACGAAGCCGACGCAGCCCGAGACAGGAAGUUAAUCGCCGACAUGCGCUCGCAGCUGGCCGAGGAGCGAAGGCGAGGGGAGGAACUUGUGGCCUCGGUGGACAAACUGAAAGCGAAGGUCUCGCAGUGCAAGAGUAUGCGGGACGAGGACAAGAGCCACGAGGAGGCCUUGAGGGAGCAGAAAAGAAAGGUUGACUGCGCUUUGGAGGCACAGGGCAUGGAGCUUGGCGAACUGAAAGAGAGAAUACAACUGCUGAAGGACAAGGAGAGGGAGCGGGAGGAGCAGUGGGAGAGGGAGCGCAGGAAGGGCUGGCAGGAGCAGAUGGAGAGGGAAAUACGACAGGAGAAGACCAAUAACAAACUGCGUGACUUAGAGUUGCUGAGGCAGCAGGACAGGCAACGCGCGGAGGACCUACAGCGCACUUUGGCCGAGCUCCAAAGAGAGAACCGGGACAUGUCUGCUCAAAGGAUGUCGGGACAGAGCGGCGAAUGCUGCCAUACGGAUGCCGCCAACCCCAGUGCCCAGGGCUCGCAACACAGCCAGCAGAUACCGCCCACUUCCUCAUCCAUCCUGCUGGAGAAGAUGCAGAGCGAGAACGCAGAGUUGAUGCAGAGUGUGACAUCGCUGAGCCAAGAGCGGACAUCUUUAAAACAGAAAAUCACCUGCCUGGAGCGCCAGCUGCACCGCGCCGAGAACGAGCUUGCGAAAGUGGCCACGGAGAGUGAAAACAUACCGGUCCACGGAAUGACCCCCAACCACAAGGUGCAACGUUUAUAUGUGCGCUACUUACGCGCAGAGAGUUUCCGGAAAGCUCUGGUUUACCAGAAACGCUACCUGCUGCUGCUUCUAGGAGAAUUCAGGGAGUGCGAGCAGGCCACCCUGUGCAUGCUCGCCACCAUGGGUGCACGGCCGUCGUCGCUGCCCUUGUCCCAGAGACCCCUCAGAAAAUUUAGGUCGGCGGUACGAGUGGUCAUCGCCAUCUCGAGAAUGAAGUUCCUCAACAGGAAGUGGCAGAAAGCGUGUGGGACGGCUAAUGGCCACGCUCCAGGGUCGAAAGCUGAGGUGUUAAGAGAGCACCAGCCUCGUUUGAAUUCCGAGUCUCCCCCAAACAGAGACACAGUGUCGGCUCUUGUUCCGUCCAGCAAAUCCCCCAUCAGGCUGCACAACAGGUCGUGUUCCAGCUCCACUCUGGCCUCUGCAGCAACAUCUCAAGAGCCAGAAAAAUCCUUGACUGAAUACAUCCAUCACCUGGAGAAGGUCCAGCAGCGAUUGGUCGGUUCCAAGCCAGGUCCUUCUGUUCUCCAGCAUGACCCCAAGAAACGUGACCAUUGAUGUCUCCUGUGUUUGCAGCCGUCUUGUGCCUUACGUCGACAGAAAAAAAAUCGUCACAUUUUAUACAUUUACAUGGUGUCAUGUUGUGCUUAAGUUGCUUUUCUAUAUAUAUUUUUUAAUUGACCUCAAUUUUUUUAUUCAUUUUUCUCAUUUUAAGUGUUUUAUUUUUUUACUGAUGUACAUCACCAUAUGUGCUACUUUUUUCUUUUUUUGCUCUUUUUUACAUUAAAAAAUUAUUGCGCUGUUCAGAUCAUUGUACAUUGUUCUGACUAUUGUGUAUUGUUAGUGUUUCUACUGCUGUUAUAAUAAAUAUUUUUUAAAUGUGAGUUUA